AUGGGGGAAACCCAGCUGAUUAAAAGAUCCAACAGACGAUCUUUUUUCAAAGUUGGUGGACUGCAUCUUGGCAUGCACGGGUUGCUAGGUUUUUCUUCAUUAUCUCUGACCAUCCUCGCAUACUACAGCUAUCCAAGCGAAUACCCAAUAUGGAUUGGAUUGUCGCAAGUUGCAAAUCUAGUAACGGUUACCCAUGCCCGAAAUCUUCUCUCUCAAGUGCCGGCAUCCACACAAAUUUUUCCUGGUAUAGUUGCCCCGCACAGGGAAGCAUUCCAACGGACAAUCAGCGGAAUGCAAUACCUCGUCACACGUGUCACAUGUCUGGCCUUUCGGGACCAUUCCAUGGAUAUUGGAUUCCGUAGUACCUUGGCACUCUUACUGUGGCGUGCUUGGCCUUUAAUUCCUUCGUACCAAGCUGAGUGGCUCAAUGGCAAUACGUGGAUUUUUGUUAUUCCAAUGGCCCUCGGUGUCGCAGGAGAUUUGAUCCAGUUCUGGAACGGUGACGUCUUUUCGUCGCGGCAAAUUCUGUCAAUUCAAUUGCAUGGGUUGCUUAUGGCCUUUGGCUUCACACUGGGUUUUCGAAACUAUUUACCCAUGCCACUUGUUUAUAUGGGAGCUGCGUUCGGUGUGUGGAAGAUCCUGCGUGAGGGAAUAAUGACCUUUGAAAACGCGUCGCGCGAACGGCUCGCAUCCCGGAUGGAACUGUAUGCACUCCCGGAGUAA
Phaeodactylum tricornutum CCAP 1055/1 is the source of this 723-nucleotide messenger RNA. RefSeq lists its product with no specific name. The transcript is spliced from 2 exons. Lineage: Eukaryota; Bacillariophyta; Bacillariophyceae; Surirellales; Neidiaceae. The record is from RefSeq and is a predicted model, not a curated record. Bases 1 to 723 code for a protein of 240 amino acids.